This is a messenger RNA of Nothoprocta perdicaria, 1566 nucleotides long. RefSeq names its product malonyl-CoA decarboxylase (gene MLYCD). Gene Ontology annotation, molecular function: malonyl-CoA decarboxylase activity. The record is from RefSeq and is a predicted model, not a curated record. The transcript is spliced from 5 exons. Gene Ontology annotation, cellular component: peroxisomal matrix; mitochondrial matrix. Lineage: Eukaryota; Metazoa; Chordata; Aves; Tinamiformes; Tinamidae. The coding region runs from base 1 to 1467 and encodes 488 amino acids. Gene Ontology annotation, biological process: positive regulation of fatty acid oxidation; fatty acid biosynthetic process; malonyl-CoA catabolic process.
AUGAGUUGCUUGGGCCGCUGCGCGGGCCCGCGGCGCCUGCUGCGCGGGGCCUGGGCCGCGGCGCGCUCCCGCUCCGCGCUGGCGGCSGGCGCGGACAUGGACGUGGCGGAGCUGCUGCGGCGCUCCGUGCCGCCGCUGCCGCCCUACGAGACCAAGGGCAAGGCGCCGGGGGCGGCGGAGCCGCGCGGCGCCGAGUUCGUGCGCUACUACCGCGGCCUGGAGGGCGGGCCGCGCCGCGCCGAGCUGCUCGCCCGCCUCGCCCGCGACUUCGGCGUGGAGCACGGGCGCGUGGCGGAGCUGAGCGCCAAGGUGCUGCGGGCGCGCGAGCAGCGCAGGGAGCCCGGCGCCCUGCUGCACGCCGAGGACCGGCUGCGCCACUACCUGACGCCGCGCUACCGCGGGCUCUUCCAGCAGCUCGGCCGCCUCGAGGGCGGCCUCCGCUUCCUCGUGGAGCUGCGCGCCGACCUGGUGCACGCGCUGGCCACCAAGGCGCUGGACGGGCCGCACGUCAAGGAAAUGAACGGAGUUCUAAAGAACAUGCUUUCAGAAUGGUUUUCGACAGGAUUCUUAAAUUUGGAACGGGUCACUUGGCAAUCGCCUUGUGAAGUUCUCCAAAAAGUUAGUGAUUCUGAAGCUGUGCAUCCUGUUAGAAACUGGCUUGAUAUGAAGCGUCGAGUUGGGUCAUAUAGAAGGUGCUACUUUUUUUCUCACUGUGCAAUCCCGGGAGAACCACUGAUAGUCUUGCAUGUGGCACUAACCAGUGAAAUCUCCAGCAGCAUCCAGGCCAUAGUGAAAGAAGUUCAUCCUGUAGAAACUGAAGAUCUGAACAAAAUUACAACAGCAAUUUUCUAUUCAAUCAGUUUGACUCAGCAAGGACUUCAAGGUGUUGAACUUGGGACUUACCUCAUCAAACGGGUUGUAAAGGAGCUGCAGAAAGAACUUCCUCAGAUAAAGGAUUUUUCUAGUCUUUCGCCUAUCCCAGGAUUCACAAAAUGGCUUGUUGGCCUCCUCUCAUCCCAGGCUAAAGAAGUGGAAAGAAACGGACUGUUUACAGAAUCAGAAUGGCAAGAAAUCUCGGAGAUCACAGGAGGCCCUCCGGCCGAAAGGCUGAAGAAACUCCUAAGUAACAACGAAUGGGUGAGAUCAGAGCGGUUGGUCCGAGCGCUCCACUUGCCUCUGAUGAGGCUCUGUGCCUGGUAUCUGUACGGAGAGAAGCAUCGUGGCUACGCUCUCAACCCGGUCGCCAACUUCCACCUGCAGAACGGCGCGGUGCUGUGGCGCCUGAACUGGAUGGCAGACACCAGCCCCCGGGGCCUGGGUGCCUCCUGUGGCCUCAUGGUGAAUUACCGCUACUUCCUGGAGGAGACGGCCCGCAACAGCGCUGCCUACCUGGGGAGCAAGCAGAUCAGAGCGUCGGAGCAAGUGCUCUCCUUGGUGUCCCAGUUUCAGCAAAACAGCAAGCUUUAAAUACUGUUAAAAGUAAGAGCAAGGGUUUCUCACUGCAAAGAGCUGUGAUGCUCUGUGGUGCCUGUGUUCAGUUGAGAAUACCCCUUAUAACAACCGUAU